GAUUCGGUGACGUUAUCAAAAAUGGCCGCAACCAUGACAGGAUGCGGUGUUGCGUCAAUAAGGAGUAUAUUUGGACUUGUUCAUCCGAGGUUGGCGACAGUAGCCGUUGGUCCUCAGCAGCUCUGCUGCCUCCACACCAGCACCACCCUAGAAACAAAGAACUGGGAGAAGAGGAACAAGAUUGUUUAUCCGCCUCAGCUGCCCGGCGAGCCUCGCAGACCAGCCGAGAUCCAUCAUUCAAGGAGACAGAUCAAGUACAGUAAAGACAAGAUGUGGUACCUGGCUAAAAUGAUCCGAGGAAUGAGCAUCGACGAGGCCGUGGCGCAGUUGCAGUUCAACGACAAAAAAGGGGCCAAGAUCAUGAGAGAAGUGCUCCUGGAAGCUCAGGAGAUGGCAGUGAAGAAUCACAACGUGGAGUACAAGUCCAACCUGUACGUAGCCGAGUCUCACACGGGCAAAGGCAUGUACCUGAAGCGCAUCCGCUACCACGGCAGAGGCAUGUUUGGCAUCAUGGACAAAGUCUACUGCCACUUCUUUGUCAAACUGGUGGAGGGCCCGCCGCCUAUCACGGAGAAGAAGACCAGCCUGGACCAAGGCCAAUGAGUACGUGCAGCUUCUCAAGAGGAGGACGGUCAUACACAGUCUGUAGACCACCCGUUCAAUAUGUGUGUGUUUUUGGCAAUCAUUUUUGUAAAUAAAUCACUCGAGACAUUCUUAGCGCUUCUCUUUUUGUGUACUGCGAUGUGAACUCCGUUUGUCCCAGGGGAUUUGUUCCCGACACACCCGCAAAAGAUGAAAAUCCAAGUGGUAAGAUUACACAAAAACAGAAAAAGUGGUUAUUUAACAAGGAAAACAACUAUAUGAGUAAAAGAAUAAAGUAGCAAAAUUUCAGGCAGU
Phycodurus eques (leafy seadragon) is the source of this 897-nucleotide messenger RNA. RefSeq names its product mitochondrial ribosomal protein L22 (gene mrpl22). The transcript is spliced from 7 exons. Gene Ontology annotation, biological process: ribosome assembly; translation. The record is from RefSeq and is a predicted model, not a curated record. Bases 22 to 603 code for a protein of 193 amino acids. Gene Ontology annotation, cellular component: ribosome; mitochondrial large ribosomal subunit. Gene Ontology annotation, molecular function: structural constituent of ribosome. NCBI's taxonomy places the organism in Eukaryota, Metazoa, Chordata, Actinopteri, Syngnathiformes, Syngnathidae.